UUAAUCACGUAUUUGUUAAACAAACAUUUAAUUUAUGUAAGUUACUUAAUAUAAAACAAUUUUCCAACACGUUUUUUUGUUGAAAGAUAUUUUUUUAAAUUAGUAAAAAAAUAAUUCAAAAACUAAAUGGCUUUCCAUAUCCUUGUUGCAGUUUUACUACUCAGUGGGUUCAACGUGUCUAAAGCUCGAAGCAAUUUCAACAAGAAAUUAUAUUCAUUGGCUAAAGAUGCUGAUAAUGAAAUUCCAGCUAAAAUUAUCCAGAAACAAAAUGAAAAUCAAUGGUUUAAAGAUGGUGUGAGUACAAUAAGAAAAAAAUUAAAAGUAAAAGAGAUAAAUAAAAAGGCAAAAAAUGUUAUUCUGUUUAUUGGUGACGGUAUGGGUCCCUCAACAGUCACAGCUGCUCGUAUACUUGAUGGUCAAAUUAAAAAACAAACAGGAGAAGAAAAUAUUUUAAGUUGGGAAGAGUUUGAUAAUGUUGCUCUGUCUAAAACAUACAAUGUUGAUUAUCAAGUUCCUGAUUCUGCUGGAACAGCAACUGCAUUUAUGUCAGGAGUCAAGACCAGAUUUGGACUUAUUAAUGUGAAUGAAAAUGUCAUUUAUAAAGACUGCAAAUCAUCUAUUGGUAAUGAAGUUUUGUCUCUGGCACAGUAUGCAGAGUUAGAUGGGUUAUCAACAGGUGUAGUUACUACAACACGUCUAACACAUGCAACUCCUUCAACUGUUUAUUCAAGUUCUGCUUCAAGAAGUUGGGAGCAUGACAAUGCUGUUAAGGACAAGCAAUGCAAAGAUAUAGCAAGCCAACUGAUUGAUUUUAAGUAUGGAAAUGGUCUUGAAGUAGCUUUAGGCGGAGGGCGAUCUGCAUUUCUUCCUAACUCAACGGUUGAUGAAAAGACAAAAAAAACUUAUAAAAGAGGUGAUGGCAGAAAUCUUGUUGAGGAAUGGAUUAAUAAAACCUCUAGUAAUGGUAAAUAUGAGUAUGUUUCUAAUGCAGCUCAGUUAAGAAAUCUAAAACCAGAGGCUGUUGAUCAUGUGCUUGGAAUCUUCAAUUAUGAUCAUUUGAGUUACUCUUACUAUCGCUUAAAUGGAACAGAUGAGCCAUCUUUAGUUGAAAUGGUUGAAUUUGCUGUCAAAGUACUCAGCAAAAAUUCUAAAGGAUUUUUUUUGUUAGUUGAAGGUGGUCGAAUUGAUCAUGGUCAUCAUGACAACAAAGCUUUCCAUGCUCUUCAUGAUGCAGUGGAACUGAAUCAUGCUGUUCAAAAAGCAAAAGACAUUACUGACCCAAAUGAGACUCUUCUAAUAGUUACAGCUGAUCAUUCACACGUGUUUACAUUAGGAGGGUACCAAAGUCGUGGAAACCCCAUAUUUAAUUUAGUGAAUAGAGAAGAUUUCAUAGCACAAGAUAAUAAGACAUACUCAACUUUAGCAUAUUUAAACGGUCCCGGUGCUGAAAUUAACAAGGAGAGAAGAAAUGUCUCGCAAGAUGAUCUUUCUAAGCCAGAUUAUAGAUACCCUAGCUUGGUGCCAUUAGAGGAUGAAACCCAUGGAGGAGAAGAUGUUGGUAUCUAUGCUCGUGGACCUCAGGCUCAUUUAAUUUCAGGAGUUGUCGAGCAAAACUAUAUAUUUCACGUUAUGGACUAUGCGCUGUGUUUAACUAAAGAAAAAAAGACAAUGUGCGAGGAAGAAGGGUUGAUUAACCCCAAAACCACCCCAAAACCAAGUUCCUCGCCAUCGUUCUGCUUUUCUGUAAUUGGUUUGAUAUUAUUGCAAACAAUGCUUUUUUUCUUCAAUUAAACAUUUUUAUUUUAAAUAGCAAACUUACAUAGAAAUAUAUAUAAAAAUAUUCAUA
Molecule: messenger RNA, 1846 nt
Organism: Hydra vulgaris (swiftwater hydra)
Lineage: Eukaryota; Metazoa; Cnidaria; Hydrozoa; Anthoathecata; Hydridae
Product: alkaline phosphatase
Biological process (GO): dephosphorylation
Molecular function (GO): alkaline phosphatase activity
Source: RefSeq, a predicted model, not a curated record